Messenger RNA from Nicotiana attenuata, 510 nucleotides. RefSeq lists its product as uncharacterized. The coding region runs from base 1 to 510 and encodes 169 amino acids. The transcript is spliced from 2 exons. Lineage: Eukaryota; Viridiplantae; Streptophyta; Magnoliopsida; Solanales; Solanaceae. The record is from RefSeq and is a predicted model, not a curated record.
AUGACUGCUUUCAAUCCCUUUACUGUUAUUCUUACUCAAAACCAACUUGAGGGUCUGAAUUAUGUUGAUUGGAAACAAAAUUUGGAUAUUGUCCUAAUUGCUAAAGAGUACAAAUUUGUGCUUGAUGAGGUGUGUCCAGAAAAACCUAGAGAAGAUGCUACGGAUGAUGAACAUAAAGCUUACCAAAAAUGGGUUAAAGCUGAUGAGACGGCGGGGUGUUACAUUCUGGCAUCUAUGCUGGAUGUUCUGCAACAUCAGCAUCAGUCUAUGGAGUCUACUUAUGACAUUCUAGAAAAUCUCAAAGAGAUGUUUGGAGAUCAGAAUCGUGCGGCUAAGCACACUGCCAUGAAAAUUCUUCUGAAUACCAAAAUGGUUGAAGAUUCAUCUGUUAGGGACCAUUUUCGCCUGAAUUAUAAUAUGAACAAAAUGGAUUUGUCACUUGCGAAAUUGCUGAAUGAGCUGCAGUCGAAGAGACUAUUUUCAAGAAACAAGCUCCUCAUGUGGCACUGA